This is a messenger RNA of Cryptomeria japonica (Japanese cedar), 1471 nucleotides long. RefSeq lists its product as uncharacterized. The record is from RefSeq and is a predicted model, not a curated record. The coding region runs from base 205 to 618 and encodes 137 amino acids. NCBI's taxonomy places the organism in Eukaryota, Viridiplantae, Streptophyta, Pinopsida, Cupressales, Cupressaceae. The transcript is spliced from 2 exons.
AAAGACAGAUCUCGACCAUAAUGCUGUGGUAAGAGAGAAGCAAAGUUUGUGCAGAAUAGCACAUUCAUCAAAGUUUAUGCUCAGAAAUAUUAUAUUCUGUUAUUCUUGUUGGAAAAACCAGCUAAAUGGCAUCCGGACCUCUAUAUAAAGACCUCGCAAAUGGGCUUUUUUUAACCAAACUGGAUUUUCUCAUCUUUUGUGCGAAUGGCCGAUCUGGAUGCCAGCAUCCUGCAAGACGUUCGUGACCUCGCCAAUUCCAAAUGGGGAGAUCCCAAUGACAGGAGACGCAUCGCCGCUUGCCUAGUGAAUAUUGUAUACCUGCUGGAAAUGGGCAAGGUAAGGGAAGAAAUGGUCAGGCAAUGGUGCAAUUUACUUAAAUUCAACGUAAAAGAAAAAAUAAAAGAGAGAGAGGUAAUAUUUGGGGCCGUUUUCGAGUGGGUAGGGGAAAAAAGAAGAGACGGAGGUACAGAGGAACUUCAUUUCCCCUUAGAAGUUGUUGCCUUCAGGGGUACAAUUCCAGAACGAAACCAUAUUCUGAGAAAGGAUAUUAAAGCGUUUUGGAAUGCAAUAAAUGCAUUUCAUGAUUCCGUUGAGAGAGUGGGUAUCGGCUUAAACUAAUUGCAAGAGAGUAUUAAACGUCAAAGUUCUGAGAACAUCUGGAUUGUAGGCCACUGGUUGGGAGCCGCCAUUGCAUUGGCUGCUGUAAGAAAAUUGAAUGGAGAGAACAGAGAUAAAAUCGAAGCACAUCUCUUCAAUCCUCCCUUUCUUUCCCCAAGGCUUCCUGAGGUACAAGGACAUGAGUUGGUAGGAAGAGCUUUAGCAGCUGUAGAUGAUAUUUGGAACAGUGCAUUUGCAUGUAAUAUGUUUCAUUUUAGGAUGAUAAAUGAUAAUAUAUUGCGUAAUUUGUAUAAUGAAUUCAUUGGGCUUAGUGGUUGGAUUCCCAACAUAUAUGUGAACACAAAUGAUCCCAUUUGCUGCUCUUACAUCCGCUAUUUUGAGAAGAUGCAAGGUAUAUACAAGCAGGGACGCCAGGGCAUUUUUGAGCGCAUGAAGUACCUCUUCUGUUAUGAAGUAGCCCAAGAGAGAACACCCAUGAAUUUGCUUCCUUCUGCUAAGCUGUUUCUUAAAGACUCUCGCAUUGUUUGUCCUUUGGAGAAUCAUCGUCUUCGUCAGUGGUGGUCGAGCAUCCUCCAACUUAAGGACGCGCUAUAUGUACCUCCAGACAAUAGCCCAGCUAAUGCCCCACACGCUCAAACUUGAGGGCAAGAUGUCACAUCCUCAUAGACUUCUUUUUAUUUUGCUAGUCGCCUCUCGUCCCGACCAUAAUAACACCUCUAGACCAUAAUAACACCUGUCGUCCCGAUGUAAUUUGGACGAGGGCAAAACUCUAGACCAUAAUAACACCUGUCGUCCCGAUGUAAUUUGGACGAGGGCAAAACUGUAGAUCAUAAUAACUUUUAAUUAAACUUUA